Molecule: messenger RNA, 3609 nt
Organism: Hyalella azteca
Lineage: Eukaryota; Metazoa; Arthropoda; Malacostraca; Amphipoda; Hyalellidae
Product: potassium voltage-gated channel subfamily H member 6
Exons: 15
Coding region: 1-2976 (991 amino acids)
Biological process (GO): membrane repolarization during action potential; potassium ion transmembrane transport
Cellular component (GO): membrane
Molecular function (GO): inward rectifier potassium channel activity
Source: RefSeq, a predicted model, not a curated record
AUGGACCCUGCAAAAAAACGGGAGUUCUACAAGAGGCCGGCGCAGUCUACAAAUUUUGCUUCACAGAAGGCUAAGUACGUGACAUCACUGUACUUCACGUUUAGCAGCCUCACGAGUGUAGGCUUCGGUAAUGUCGCAGCUACCACAGAUGCCGAGAAGAUAUUUACGAUAUUGGUGAUGCUUGUAGGGUCACUUAUGUACGCAAGCAUCUUCGGUAACGUAUCUGCCAUCAUCCAGCGACUGUACGCUGGUACAGCCAGAUACCACACCCAGUUUAUGAGAGUUAAAGAGUUUAUACGCUUCUACCAGAUACCAAAUCCGCUCAGACAAAGAAUGGAGGAAUAUUUUCAGCACGCGUGGUCGUACACUAACGGUAUCGACAUGGGCGCCGUGCUGAACAUGUUCCCCGAGUGCCUGCAAGCUGACAUCAGCCUUCACCUCAACGAAAGCUUGUUCCAAUCCUGCCCCUCUUUCGCGGGUGCUACACCAGGUUGCCUUAGAGCUCUAAGUAUGAAGUUCAGGACGACUCACGCGCCGCCCGGUGACACGCUUGUGCACAAAGGUGACGUGCUGACCGCCGUAUACUUCAUCGGCAGAGGAUCCAUUGAGAUCCUCAAGGAUGAUGUCGUCAUGGCCAUAUUGGGCAAAAACGACAUCUACGGGGAGAACCCGUGCAUAUACCCGUCCAUAGGGAAGUCUUCGUGCAGCGUGCGGGCGUUGACGUACUGCGACCUGCACCGCAUCAUGCGCGACGACAUCCUCGACGUGCUAGAACUCUACCCGGAGUUCCACGAGACUUUUGCGCGCAACAUAGAGAUUACGUUUAAUCUUAGAGAUGAGGAAGUGUCGGGGGUCGACCCUGAAGUGAUCCGCAAGAAGCGCGGGUCGCUCAUGCGUCACAAUUCCUUCGAGUCCGAAGAGACGCAAGUGAGAAGAAACGCAUACCGCCUCCCCAGACGACGACGUAGGAACGUCAGGAAGAGACGCAGCAGCGAGGAGGACUCGGAGACUGACGGUUCAGGGGGCGAUAGACGUGGUGGUGCUCCUGACGCUGACCCUGAGGGCGGUAGAGGAGGAGGAGGACCUAGCGGGAGUAGAAGCAAAGGUGGUCACGUCAACGGCAGCUGCGGCGCUGUGGUGGAGCGCGCCCCCGACCGCGGCGACGGGGCGCCGGGCGCUGCUCAAAAUUCCGGCAAGACUGACUCGUCGUUCCUCAAACCGCCGCCGCACUCGGCCGAGGGCAAACCUAACCAGGGACGGUCGGGAUUAACAGGGGCGCUGUCCAGCGUCGUACGGGAGAGCAGGUCGCGCUGCUCGUCGCCCGGAGCGCCCGGCAAGGAGGACGCGCCGCUGCUCAUGCACGAGGCGCCAAUAGCGGAAUGUUCGAGUCCUGACCGUCGCGCGGACAGUCCCGUGUCGCGUCUGGGGGGCGGCGCCCCAGCGGGCAGCGGAUUACACUUCAGCGACGUGCACGGCCUCAGCUACAGGAUAGACACGCUCUCAAGGCAAGUUCACCAUUUGGAAACUCGUGUCAGCGCAGAUAUUCAACAAAUCCUGGUUUUGCUGCAGCUACAAUACCAAAACUCCCAAGCCAAGCCGCACCCACUCCAGGACCAAGAAAUUUCUCCCCACACGGCCAUCACUCUGAGCCCCGAAAGAAGACGCCUUUCUCCCGGGCGCCUGAGGGCGACCGUCUCAGCGAGCACCACGGGGCUGACAUCCUGCACCUCCUACGCCUUCAGGGACCCCGCCAGGAUGUUCAGAAGAGCCACGUCCCUACAUGAGCCUCCAGCCUCACAACCUCUAGCCAUGCAUCAACGGUCCCUUGAUGCUUCUAGACAACCUAUAGUGGAUGACUUACUCGGCGGUGGAGUGGAAUCAAGCGCGCAUCAAAGCCUCGAUUUCCGGGAAGGACAAGGGCCGGGCAGCAGUCCGGGGGCCAUCUCAGCGCCCCCAUGCUCAGGAGGCGUCUUCUCAGGCGGUCCUCUGAGCAUGACCAGUAGUUACGUGAGCAGCAACGGCAGCAGCAACGGCAGUAACGGAGUAGCACACGCCAGGGCAGGAGUCAGCAGCCUGCCUCCAAGAACCUGUCCCUCCAUGCCCAUCACUCCUGACCUGGACACUGAUGGCUCCAGACCUUCUCCUCCACGCAGUCAGUCACAGCCCACGGACCUAACACAGGCGCGUGGCCGUCGCAAGUGCCGGUCUCCCCAGCAAAGCGGGUCCCAAACUGGAGGGACUCCAGGUAGCCUGGACCCUUGGGCACCUCGCAGGGAGGACUCCAAGGGGUCCGAGCCCGAGUCCUGGGGAGAUUUUCGCUCCCUAACUGAAGCUCCCAUAGCUCGACUAGAGUCCCUCGACGAAAUGGAUUCCCUUCCCGAGACUUUGAGUGAAACCAGUCCUUCGAGAGUACAACAAAAGCAGUCGCCUUCUUAUUUACCUCAGUCUCGGCAGCAAUCUCCUCUGCAACAACAAAUUCCAAAAACUUUACAACAAAAACAACAGCAACAAUCUCCAUCUCAAUCUCUACAAUGUUCCCCACUGCAAAAUACUCCGUUAACUCCACGGCAAUAUCCUCAGUUGCCACUAUGCUCACCGACACGGCAGCUUGAUUUUGAUACGUCGUCUCCUCAUCUCUCUAGGUCGUUUUCUCAACAAGCAUCUCCAAUUUUCUCUUCAGCAAAGCCUUUAAAUUCUUCUACAGAGCAGUGCUCUGAUCGACUUCAUUUUCCUCUUGAAUUCCCAUCAAAACGACCGCAGUCUCCAUUACAGCAAAAAUUACUCUCGUCACAGCAACAAAUAUCUUCUCAACAGCAACAUCUCAUACAGACACAACAGCAGUCCCCGUUUCUGUUCGGUUUUCCUCCCAUAAGAAAAUCAAUGCAAGGAUCCUCUUCCUCGAAAAGUCCAUGUGAUACAACCGUGUCCAUUGCAACGACAUCAUCUGGUUCGGAAGACAAGCCUUCUCAAGUUUAGCCGCGAUAUCUAAGCUAAUUAUUGUUAUUCUCAUCACCAUUAGUAAUAGCUGUUGAUAUUUUUGAGCAGAAUAUAUGCGUUAUGAGUUGAUCAUGAACACUUGUACCAUUCUAGCCAUUUACCGAAGAUGUUAGUUCAUUUUCCCCUUCAUUAAUUUUAGCUACAUUUCGUUUUUGAGUUUUAUUACCAGGAUAUUUUCAAAAAUAAUAAAGCAAGAACAUCUGAUGUUUCUAGGAAAUUCCACCGAUUACGUCGUUUCAAUAGCAAUUCUACACAGUUCCUGAUUGCUGGAAAAUCCGUUGUACGAAGUCGCGAUUUACCUUUUAUCCAUAGCCCCUUCAAGUCCAAAAAUAAAUUUUAUUCAUAUAGAAAUUGUUUACUUGAAAAAUUUUUUUAUAAUGAAACCAUGUAUAAUCACGAGCAUAUAGAGGAGUGAAUUUCCAAUUUGUGUCGCUUUCUUUACCGUCUACAAUUUGUAUUGAUAGAGCACCAGUCAGGAAAGUAGCGUUGUUUUCAUGUCGAAGCAUUAAUUCGACUCAACACUAUGCCUUUUAUCACAAUUUUACACGGAUCACUCAUGUCAAUUGAGGUCACUGGACUAUUUUUUGGAGAAGACAAUGAGGAAGAUUGUGA